GGAAGUGAACGCGCCCUGUUGUCGGAGAUUUGCGCAUGCGCUAGUAACUUCUCGCGCGCUCCGUCGAGUGGGCUGAGGUGGUGGACACGGGAGCGCGUGGGGGCAGAAUGAGCACGAGCUCCGUCUCCAAGGGCUGCUUUGUGUUUAAACCAAGUUCCAAGAAGAGAAGGAUCUCUUCAUCAACAGCUGACUAUUUUAGUGAAGGUAAAAAUGAUUCAGAGGACAGCAGUCUUCGAUUUGCUACUUGUCAGUUGUUAUGGAAGCAGAUCAAUUCUGAAACAGAGAAAAUACAAGAAGAACUCAAUAAACAAUUAUUUGAUAACCUAAUAAGUUUUCUGAGACAAUCUUACUCUGAAUUCCAAACAAAGAAGACAGAAUGGAUGUGUCAGAUGAAAUCCAGUGAAAUUCCUACUGCAGCUCUUGUCCUAGGUGUAAAUGUUACAGAUCAUGACGUGACUUUUAAAAGUCUCUCAGAGGUUCUUCAGGAUAAUGUUACUCCUUAUGUAGUCUCACUGCAAGCCAAAGAAUGCCCAGGCAUAAAACAUCUGCUUCAGAAACUGAUGGGACAGCUAAUGGACUGCUGUGUAGAUGUAGACUCAUUUGAAGAGGAGGAAUGUGUUAACAUUUCCCAGAAAAAGAUACGCUGCUCAAUGGCUUCUCUUUCCAAAUGGUACGAGAGUGUAACAAAGAAAACAGGUUCUGAAACUCCAAGCAAAAAAAUAACUUCCUCUUCCAGGCACUGGCAAUCUCCUCCAAUUGUGGUUAUCUUCAAGGACAUGGAAAGUUUCACAACGAAAGUACUUCAGGACUUCAUAGUUAUCAGCAGUCAGCACAUACAUGAAUUCCCUCUUGUACUCAUUUUUGGAAUUGCCACGUCUCCAAUGAUCAUCCACAGGUUACUUCCUCACUCUGUUUCUUCUCUGCUGUGUAUAGAGCUUUUCCAGUCUCUUUCCUGCAAGGAGCACCUGGCUACAGUAAUUGACAAGCUACUUCUGACAACUCAGUUUCCCUUUAAACUAAGUGAGAAAGUGUUGCAAGUCCUAAUCAACAUAUUUUUGUACCAUGAUUUCUCUGUCCAGAACUUUAUCAAAGGAUUUCAGCUGUCUGUUGUGGAGCAUUUCUAUUCCCAGCCCCUCAGUGUGUUGUGCUGCCAGCUCCUGGAAGCUAAGAAGAGAGUAAAUUCUUUAUCUCACAAUCAGUGUGAAAACAUUCGAAGCCUGCCAUCUUUUAGAAGAUAUGUGGAAAGUCAAGUCUCAGAAAAACAAAUUGCACUUCUGACUGAAGACAGUUUUUUAAAGGAGGUAACACAGACAUUACUGGAAGACUUGCAUAUUUACCAUGAAAAUUAUUUCACAGUUCUGAGAUGUCUUCAUGUUUUCACAACUUCCCUUCCAAAGUACCCUUUGGGCAAACAGAUCAGAGAGCUGCACUGUGCAUGUUUGGGAAAGAGUGUGUGGGAAACAGAAGAAUAUGGGUCAACUGUUCAGUUACUAAGGAUGUUGGCUAAGGAUGAGUUGGUGGCCAUACUUCAAAAAUGUGUGGAGAUUUUUAUAUCGUCUCCUGGAAAACAGUUUAGCAACACGGUAGAAAAACUGGAGGAAUUCCUGGCACGAUUUCAAAAUCUGGAAGUAGCAGAAACCAAUGAGGUACAAGAUGUGUCUGUGUCGUCACAAAAGGAACUCCAGAAGAAGACAGAUCUCUAUCACCUUCAGAAGACUUUGCUGGAGUUGAAAGAAUCAAAAAGAUCUAAGAAACUAACUAAGUUUGAAUUGCUCCGGUUCGAAGUGGUUGACUUUAUAGACAGCCUGGUAAGAAGUUACCUUGCUCCUGCAGAGAUGCAGACCCUGAACGAAGUGGUGUAUUUCAACACAGCUAACACCCUCCGUGAGCAUUUGAAUGCUGCCCCACGGAUUGCUCUUCACACAGCUCUGAACAACCCUUAUUGCUACCUGAAAAAUCCAACUUUGAAAAGCGACGUCGGAUGCAUUUCUAAUACUGCUCCUGACAUAUGCAUAGUGUAUAAACUUCAUUUGGAGUGCGGCAGAUUAAUAAAUCUUGUUGACUGGUUAGAGGCCUUUUCAACUGUGGUAACAGCGGUUGAAGGAACAGACCCAGAUUCAAUGGCCACAGACCAGGUGGAUGAAAUUAUCCACGCUCGUUUUAUUAGAGCUGUUUCAGAACUGGAACUUUUAGGGUUCAUAAAACCUAGCAAACAGAAAACAGAUCAUGUGGCAAGGCUGACAUGGGGAGGCUGUUAAAUGAUAGAACAAGUCAAGAAAGAGUAACCAAUGUAUGCAUGCCGCCUAUGAAAAUUCAUUAUGGCCUAAGGGGGACAAUGUAGCCCUUGGGACAAAUUAAUCCUUUAUGUAACUCUACUGAUGUUAAAGGAGUUAAACUAAGGAUAAAUUUGACCUCUUAUGAACUAUAUUCUAAUUGCCAACAAAAUAUUACCUCUUUUCUAUAUGUUUGUAUGGACAAGGAGUUAGCUUUAGUACAUGAUUUAAUAUUCACUUAAACUUGCAAAGUUCUGACCACUGUUCUGUACCAGCUUUCAUCUUCUGUGAUGUAUGGUAUGGUUUAGGCUAGGAGGCUGGAAUGAGAUCAUGUUGAAUUUUCUUUUAAUGUGUAAUCCUGAAUGUAAUUUGCUCACAAUCUGGAUUUAAAUGCUCAUGUUAUGAAAUGUUCUCCAGAUACUGCAUAUUUUCAAAAAAUCUUUCUGCUGAGAUUUUAAACAAGCCUCUGUAACCCUAACCCACUGAGAACUCCCCUUGUGGUGUGCAGUACCAGCAACUCUGAGUGGAACUAUUUGACGAUCCUGGUGAUGGUACCCUGGGAAGACUUGUCUACAAACAGAAGAAAACCGGGUUUCUGUAUUAGAAAAUGAAGGAAAAGUGUUCCCAAAGGGACAAAAACCAUUGUUACAAUCCAAUUUGAUAACAUAGCUGGACACUAAAUAAGACUAUUUCAAAAAUACUCCUUUAGCUAGCCUACAUUAAUCAGAUUUCAUUAUCCACCUAGGAGAAAUGAGAACAUUGCACAAUUGAGUGCUGAAGGAAGGUAAUAAAAUACCCAUUUAAAGUACAAGGUCAUCAUUUCUCAUCUUCCCCACCCCCCACGAGAUUUUUGUUCAUUGUGCAGUGGGACAAGUAAGGGAAACAGCUGUGUGGGAAUAAUGUAACCGUUGACAUGAUUUCAUAACUGACAGCUAUUCAGCCACUGCUAUUAGGUGAUGGGUGGAACAUUCCAAACCAUUUGUGCCCUAUGCAAGGAAUGAAAUAAGUUUAAUCAGGGCUAUCCUAGCCUAGUGAAGUGUAGACAUUAAGACAGAACCACUCCAGAUCACAAACUGAGCGAUUGUAAAUUGUUUGUAAAGUGCCAUCAGUCUAGAAGUACAAUGUGGAAGCCUAAAAUAAGGCUACACUGUUUCUCAGCAUUAAAAAUCUGCAAUACAGGUUUGUCCUGAUAUAA
Molecule: messenger RNA, 3468 nt
Organism: Trachemys scripta elegans
Lineage: Eukaryota; Metazoa; Chordata; Testudines; Emydidae
Gene: ORC3
Product: origin recognition complex subunit 3
Exons: 20
Coding region: 108-2258 (716 amino acids)
Biological process (GO): DNA replication; DNA replication initiation
Cellular component (GO): DNA replication preinitiation complex; nuclear pre-replicative complex; nuclear origin of replication recognition complex
Molecular function (GO): DNA replication origin binding
Source: RefSeq, a predicted model, not a curated record